Molecule: messenger RNA, 1046 nt
Organism: Cyanistes caeruleus (blue tit)
Lineage: Eukaryota; Metazoa; Chordata; Aves; Passeriformes; Paridae
Product: retinol dehydrogenase 16-like
Biological process (GO): steroid metabolic process
Cellular component (GO): intracellular membrane-bounded organelle
Molecular function (GO): oxidoreductase activity
Source: RefSeq, a predicted model, not a curated record
AUGGAGAUGGAGUCAGAGGUGGGGAAUGAGCAGCAUGAAGAACAGCUGAAGGAAAGAAACAGAACGGUGCCGCGGCUCUCGGAGAAGCACGUGCUGAUCACAGGAUGUGACAGCGGCUUCGGGAAGCUGCUGGCACGGCAGCUGGACGCGCGCGGGCUGCGGGUGCUGGCCGCCUGCCUGACCGACAGCGGGGCCGCGCAGCUGCGGGCGGCCACCUCCGACCGCCUCCAGACCGUCCUGCUGGAUGUCACCUCCAGCAAGAGCAUCGCCGAUGUCACCGCCUGGGUCCGGGAGCGUGUGGGUGAUCAAGGGCUCUGGGGGCUGGUGAACAACGCUGGGAUCGUCAUCCCCACCGGCCCAAACGAGUGGCUGACCAAAGAGGACUUUGUCAAGGUGCUGGAUGUGAACCUGCUUGGGCUCGUGGAGGUGACACUGAGCCUCCUGCCGCUGCUGCGGCGGGCGCGGGGCCGCGUGGUCAACGUGGCCAGCGUGAUGGGCCGUGUGUCCUUCUUUGGUGGUGGGUACUGCAUCUCCAAGUACGGCGUGGAGGCUUUCUCUGACAGCCUCAGGCGGGAGAUGCGUCCCUUCGGGGUGCAGGUCUCCAUCAUCGAACCUGGAGGCUUCCAGACGGGAAUUACCGACCCCGCAUCGCUGGGAAAGGUCUUCUUUCACCUCUGGGAGCGGCUCCCGGCAGAAACCCAGGCAGCCUACGGCCACCACUACCCGGACAAAUAUGCCAAGAGCACCACGGUUCUUGCACGCCUGAGCAGCUCUCGGCUGUCGCGUGUCACCGAUGCCAUGACACACGCUCUGCUCUCCCGCUGCCCCCGCAGCCGCUACGCCGCCGGCUGGGAUGCCCGGCUCAUCUUCCUGCCCCUCAGCUACUGCCCGGCCUGGCUGUCCGACACCAUCGCUGGCUUCUUCCUGCCCAUCCCGGCCAAUGGGACCCCCUGAUGGGGACCACCAGGGCGGGGACAUGGACAGGGCGGGUCCGUGGGUGCCUCACGCCCUUGCGAAGUGCUCAAUAAAGGUGGUGCAAUGCUGGG